GUUUUUGUUUCCCUUUUUCUUGCAAUGCCAGAGAAGCGUACCAGUGACGAGCAAGAGAAAGGAUGAGGAUAACCAAAAUACCAAAUAUGCAAUUUCAAUGGAGAAUGGGCCCCCGAUGAAAAGGAUGGGCAGGGCCCCGAAAUGGGAGGAAGGCAAAACUGGUCAGUCCGGUCCUCCCCAUGUAAGGUGGCUGUCUGGGCGGUGACGCGCCCGUCAGGCCGGCCGGGAGGAGGUGCACCCGUGCCGAUAUCAACGCGUGCGGGUCAGCCUUUUGCCGUGUUUGGACUUUGACAGCUGGACCCCGAGGAAGCAGAGAGGCACGGCGGGAGAUCCGGCCCGAGUGAGCAGGACAGACCUUUUUUGCGGGAUCUCAGUCGACCCCACACGCAAUGUCUAGGAUGUUUCGGAAAAAGGAAAAUUCGGUCAAGGUCACCAGGACCCAGCCUAGCAACCUGGCCCUGCUGAUCGCCCAAAUGCAAAAGAGUGCAGACGUGGUGGAGAAAGACAUCCUCCGCUCUGAGGAACUCUUGGCUGAGGAUGCUGAAAAUGAGAAGAAAGAACUCCCUCUGAAGCACCAGAAUCAGCUGUGCGACACGCUGGGCGAAGCUGAGAGCCUGCUGGAGGACCUCUUCUUGGACGUGGACAAAGCCAAGAAGCUCAAGCACCCGCAGGCCAGAGAGAUCGAGAGCGAUGUCCUCCACCUCCACGAGCGCUGGCUGAAGGACUGCACAAUCUACCGAGACAUCUACGAGCAGAUCGACGACGUGUCACUGAUGCCCAGGAUCGACUGGGCGCCGGUUUUCAAUCAGAAGCAAAAACAAGUGAGCAGUGACCUGUACGGGCCCACCUUGGCAGAACUGGAGAAACAGAUCGCUUCUCACAGAAUCCUACACCAGGAGAUUGAGGCCUACAACCCGCAGCUGUGUGUCAGCUCCGCCGGCACCAAGGAGAACUACACAGCCCUCAAGAAACAGUACAACAAACUUCUGGAAACCUCCAAGUGGCGUGGCCACUACUUGAACAGCCUUUAUGAGUAUAUGCAGGGCUGCAACAAGGAGCUGAAUUUCCUCGGAGAGGAACAAGACAAGAUCAAGAAGCAGGACUGGAGCGAUCGAAUGGUGGAUCCUCCCGACGUCCGCAGGCAGUACGAGAACUUCAAGAACAACAGUCUGCUGUCACAUGAGAGUGAGGUGAACAAGCUCCAGGAUGAAGGUGACAGACUUAUUGAGCUUAAGCACCCUGCCAGCGCUACCAUACAGGCUCAGAGAGACGCUGUACGCAACGAAUGGCAGAAGUUCCUCCACUUGUGCAUUUGUCAGGAGACACACUUGGACAAUCUGGAGCAAUACAAAAAGUACCAACUGGACACAGAGCAACUUUCAGAGACCCUGAGCAAACUCAACAAUAACUUGGACCCCAAGACAGCCAGCAGGAAGAGCAACACAGAGAUGAUGAUGAUGCUUGAGGCGGACGAGAAAGCCGUGCAGGACAGCGAGCAGCUGCUGGCGGAUCUGAGAAGGCGCAGCACCACCAUUGCUCCACUGAAGCAGCGUCGUAUACCCCCAAACAGAUCAGUCACAUUGGAGUCCCUCUGCGACUGGGAGACUAACAGGGGCCCUCUGUCAAGAGGCGAGAAGUGCACCUUGAAAUCGAACCCCGAUAAUGAGAACUGGGAUGUUAUAACCACCAAAGGGGUCACUAACACCUUCCCAGGGGUUUGCUUUGUGAUCCCGCCACCUGAUCCAGAGGCCAUCAACAAAGUGGACCUUUUGGGUGGUGAACUGGGUGACAUUAAGAAGAGGAGAGCCGCUCUGGCAGAAUCCCUGAAGAAUCACAAGUCAGAGAUGGCCAGGUCUCUGCAAUCAGCCCCCCCGUCGACUCCUGCGGUGGAUCCCAGACUGGCAGCAUUGGGUCUCCGCUUGGACAAACUGAAUGCCGACCUGGGCAAUGCUGACAAAGACAUGCUGAGCCGUAUGCGAGCCCCACUGAGCCGCUCCAACCCCACUGCAGAUCUGGUCAACAGGCUCAAGGAACAGGAACAAGCUGGCAGGGGACUAAAAGGUUUGGGGCAGGAAAAGCUUGCAGCUCAGGCUGAGCUGCAGCCUCUAUUGUCCAAAGAUCCUAGUGGCUCCUUUGGGCUGCCGCUCAAACUGAACAAUGCUGAAAACAAGUAUGAUGGGAUCUCUGGGCUUGCUGACCUCUACAACAAGAAAGCAAAUGCAUCCCUGAACUUGGAGAAUCAGAUAAAGAAAGUGGAUGGCCUCAUCUCAGGGUGUGAGAAGAGGCUUAGUGAAGAUGGCCCAAUACUUGAUGUGCCAAACUCAAUCCAAACUGCCAGUGACAGUUUACAUCAACAGCGAAAGGCUGUGGCAUCCAUUCAGCCCGAGAUGCGGAAGCUAAGUCAGGACCUGGAGGCCACUGAGCAGCUAUGCAGUUCUCUGCAGCAGGGAUACCAGGAGUUCUGUCCAGACAUUCAACGCCAGAGAACAGAGGUCAAGCAUCUGCACAACCGUUAUGCAAACCUUGACAACCAGCUGAAGGAGAGAGAAAACAUUUUACAAGAAGCUAGUGCCAAAAACCAUGAAUUCCAAAGUUCAGCAAAAUCCCUGAAUUUCUUCCUGAACAACCUGCCAAAAAACAAGCUCAACUACAGUGAUGAUGUGUCUUCAGUCUCUGCAAUGCAGAGCUCGCAAGAGAGGGUGAUGGACGACCUGAAGCGGAAAGGCAAUGACAUGGACAGAGUGUCUGACGUGUCUCGAGACCUGCACACUCUACUUGGUGAGUAUGAUGCCAACAUCGACAAAUUUAACAGUACGCUGGAAGAUGCUGGUGCCACUGUUGUAAAGAGACCUUAUACGCUCACACUUGCUGAGGCUGUUCAGAAAGAGGAAAGGGAUCUGGUCAAUCGCUACGCUGAGGCGUUAGCUGAAAAUGGUCAACGGCAAAAGCAGAUGGGGUUGGCCCGGAAUCUCAUUUUGCAAAAUGAUGAGAAAGUUCAAAUGUUGGCACAACAUCAGGUGCAGCUGGAAAACCAACAACGGAGUGCUUUUGAGCUAAACAGUCUGUCCAGAGAGCUGGAGGAAGAGAGGGAAAGGACACUUCAUGUUGAGACUAAUCUAAAAGCAUUCCGAGAUAGGCUGAUGUCACUGAAGAAUCGCAGAGGAGUAGAACGUGUUGAGGAAAAAGAAGUGCUUCAGUACUACCGUGAUCCAAAACUGGAGGUUGACUUAACAGAGCUUCAGAAGACACUGCAUGAAGAGAUCCGGAGAAGGACCACCAUCCACAGUGAGGUUGAGAUCUAUAACAAGAAAUUUGCCCUCUUUGAGGACAACCUAAAAAAUGCAGCGCCAAAACUCUUGACGAGAGAAGUGACAGAGUUUGAGAAAGACCCUCAGCUAGACAUAGAUGCUUCUAAAAUGAGAGAUGAGAUAUCAAGAAUGAGAGAAAACAUUCGACUGAGGGACUCGGAGCACAUGCAGAUGAAGACAGAGUUUGAGAUUCUCCAACAGAAGAAACCACUCAUCAAAGAGAGGGUGGUUAAGAAGGAAGUGGUGAAAGUAGAAAAAGACCCUGAGAUGUUGAGAUCCUUGCGGAAAUUUGAGACAGACAUUUCUGAGGAGACAAGCAGAGUUAAGAUCAUAAAUGAUGAAAUAUUCCAAAUAAGAAGCCAGAUUAAUGCUCUAGAAAGACAAAUUCCAAACAUUCAGCCCAAGAUCAUCACAAAGGAAAUUAAAAAGGUUGAACAAGACCCCGAACUCAUCACAGAGUCAAAGAGGAUUCGAACAUCUGUGGAGAGUGAAAUGAUUGAAAACAACUCCUUGUCCAAAGAGCUGUUGAACCUCCAUAGUCGCUACAGGGAAGUUCAAGCUCUGAAACCCAAAGUUGAGGUGAAGGAAAUUGUUAAUGAGAUUUACCGGAUUGAUCCAAAUACAGAGGUAGAAAUUUUACGUCUCAGGAAAGAUAUACAAGAGUCCAAUAUGCAGCGCACUGUCAUAGAUAGGGAUAUCACAAGGGUAGGAUCAGAAGUGAAUUUUCUUCGAUCACAGAAGCCCAAGGUAGAAAUGAAGGAGGUCCUUCAAGAGGUGGUGAAGGAAGAAAGAAGCCCUGAAAAUGAGAGAGAGAUUCAAAGGUUAAAUGAGCAAAUUAACUUUAUACACAACAAUUACAAUUUUCUCCAAGAUCAGGUGAGGACACUCAAGAAAGAGAGAGAUGGUUGGAAGGCUGAAAAGUCCAAGGUUGAGACCAAAAUCCUCACCAGAGAUGUCAUUAAGUAUGAACCAGACCCUCUCUUAGAGAAAGAAGCUGAACGUCUCAGAAGAGAAUUGAGGGACGAGGCGCAAAGGCGCCGUUCAAUUGAGGAGUUGGUGUUUGACCUGAAAAACAAAUAUAUAUUGUUGGAAAGACAAAAACCUGAGGAGAAAGUAGUUGUGCAGGAGGUUGUGCGUUUACAGAAGGACCCGCGGCAAGUGCAUGAACAUGAGAGGCUGAGUAGGACCCUGGAUGAAGAAGUGAUGACCCGACGUCAGAUCGAUUUAGAGUUACAGCAACUAAGAACAAAGGUGGAAGAGAAGGAGAGGCUCCUCAGAUCAAGUGAUGAACAUCAAAAGAGGAUGAUAGCAGAGUCAGAACUCAAAGAACUCAGAAUGCGUAUCCACCAGCUGGAACAUGCGCCUCCUGCUGUUUCAGAAAAUAUUGUUGUUGAAGAGGUACUAAAAGUGGAGAGGGACCCAAAACUAGAGAGAUUGACAACUGUUCUACGAGCAGAUAUGGAUAAGGAAACCAGCGAUAUCUUGCGCCUCCAGAGGGACAUCCGUAACAUCACUCUGAGGCUUGAGGUCCUCCAGAAAGAAAAGUCUGCUGAGAAGAAAGUGUAUAAAGAAGUUGUCCGUGUUGAAAAAGACCAGGCCGUGGAAGCGGAGAGGGAUCGCCUGAGGGAACAGGUUUCUAAGAUGAAAUUUGCAAGGCAGGACAUUGAGGAUCAAAUAAAACGCCUCAGUGCUAAAACAAACCAUCUGAUGACUUCCAAGUCGAGCAGCUCAAGAGAAGAAACCAGCCUAACUAUGAACAGAGAUGGCUUACUGAGAGAGAAAGACAACCUGACUCGUGAGCUCAGGACACUGGAGUCAAAGAAACACGACAUCAACUUGUCUUUCGAGCAGCAGAGUAGACUCAUGAACGAGAGAACGCAUAUGAGCAGGAACAGAAGUAUGAAGAUGGGUUCUGACAUCCAGCAAAUUGAGAGGGAAAUCCUAAACGAAAAAGACAAGAUACAUAUGCGUGACACCACCAUUCGUGACCUCCUGUUGAACUUGCAGAAAGAGGAUCAUACUGAAACAAGGACCAAGGAGACCAAUGUGUCCACCAAAAUCACCAUUCUGGAUCCAGACACAGGCAGAGACAUGUCUCCUUAUGAUGCCUACCUGCAGCGUCUGAUUGAUCGCCAACAGUACAUUCAUCUGCAGGAGCUUGAGUGCGAUUGGGAGGAGACUACUUCUGUGGGACCUGAUGGUGAAAUAUCCGUACUGCAGGAUCGCAAGAGUGGAAAUCAGUAUUCCAUUAAUGAUGCCUUGAAGGAAGGCCGACUGACACAAUUUGAUUUGGAUCGGUACAAACAAGGCAAACUCCACAUCUCAGAGUUUGCCUUGUUGGUUGCUGGUGAAAGCAAGCCUAAACCCCAGUUCAACUCAUUUGUGUCAAGGACCAGUACACCAGUAAGGUCAGCCCCAAUCGACUACGCGACGACACAAACAUAUCCAAUUGCUGGGAUCAUGGACAUGCACACAGAUACCUGCUUCACUGUACGCAGCGCCGCCAUGCGUAAACUUAUUGACGCCACUACAGCUCAAAAGCUUCUGGAGGCUCAAGCUGCAACUGGCGGCAUCAUUGAUAUUGCCAACAAAGAAAGACACUCGGUCAACAAGGCAGCUUCCAGAGGCCUCAUUGAUGAGACUCAGCUACAGAGGCUCCUUAACGCUCAAAAGGCCUACACCGGUGUGGAAGACCCUGUCACCAAAGAGCGUUUAUCAGUGGGAGAAGCGAUCCAGAAAGGUUGGAUCCCAAAAGACAGUGCCACUUGGUACAUGGAAGCACAGCAUCUGACUGGAGGUUUAGUUGAUCCAAACAGCAGCAGAAGAGUCAGCAUCACAGAUGCUAUUGGAUCCAAAAUGAUCAACAGCGCGAUGAUGCGAGAUAUUCAAACUGAAUCCAAUUACAAGAAAGAUAUCACUGACCCCCUCACCAGGCAGAAGAUAAACUACAAACAAGCCUUGGAUCGCUGUAAGAGAGACCCCAUCUCUGGUCUUCUAAUGCUUCCAGCCUCCUCCAAAGAGUCUGGUUACACUCCAGCAUACAACAGAUAUGCAAGAUUCUAAAUGUGUUUACAUCUUCGAGGUAUCGG
Syngnathoides biaculeatus (alligator pipefish) is the source of this 6397-nucleotide messenger RNA. RefSeq names its product envoplakin a (gene evpla). Bases 390 to 6371 code for a protein of 1993 amino acids. Gene Ontology annotation, molecular function: cadherin binding; structural molecule activity. Lineage: Eukaryota; Metazoa; Chordata; Actinopteri; Syngnathiformes; Syngnathidae. The transcript is spliced from 23 exons. Gene Ontology annotation, biological process: intermediate filament cytoskeleton organization; wound healing. The record is from RefSeq and is a predicted model, not a curated record. Gene Ontology annotation, cellular component: intermediate filament; cytoplasm; cytoskeleton.